GGCGCGGCCUGGCGGCCUGGAGGGACCGUGAGGGGACGUGUGCGGCCGCGCGCCGGUCACCUCAUCGGCGUCCCGCUCCUGGCCGGGCCUGGGUUCCUCCGCGGAGGACUCGGGGAUUCUGAGAGGGGAGGCAGGCGCCUUGGGGCCAGGCCGCGGAACUUGCGCCCGGCUUGUUCCCGCGCUGCGCGGCGCUGCGGGCCCGGGAGCCGUCCGAGGGCCGGUUGGCUGACUGGACAGAACCGAGGGAAAGAGUCAGUGAACUUGACGGCAGGGCGGUAAACACGACGCGAACUGAAACUCAAAGAGAGUGACAACAUAGGUUCCGAGAACCGCGGGGACACUGCCUGAGCUCAACGUACUUGUAUUUGAGAUGUCCGUGGAAGACGAGAGAGAAGGGGGCUGAAGAAGAAAUGUAUGAAGUGAUAAUGGUUAAGGAUUUUCCUAAACUACAGAUACUAAGCCACAGAUCAAACUGCUUAGUGCAGCACAAGCAAGAUAAAUGGCGUGUGAGACAGAGCGAAACCCCCUGGGUGUGUUCAAGUGCCAGCUCUGUGCCUUAACAGCUCCAUACAGCUACAAGGGGCAGCAGCCCCCUGACAGCCAGUCUGUCGUCCUCCUGGAGGAGAGCUACGUGCUGAGGGACCCCUUCACCCCCGACAAGGGCAGGUUCCUGGUCGUCGGCUCGAGGUGCAGCAUGUGCAGCAGGCUGGUGUGUGUGGGCCCGGUGGGUCUCACCCAACCAGUCCCACGGCCUGCGGGCUCCGGCCCUGGCUCAUUUGCCCCCACUGCCCUCCUGGAGGCCCACUGGCUCUUCUUCUCUUACAUGAGGACCACCCUCCUGGAGGAAUGCAGUUUAUUCUACUCCAAGAGAUUUUGCCUCCCCUGUGUCCAGGACAACAUGGAUGCUUUCCCUCAGGAAAUCCAGCAAGACUUGGAGAAAAAGAAAGUCCCCUCCACGAGGCCUGCCAGCCAGCGCAGUUCUCGACCAUGAGUGCAGUCGGGUACCAGGUCCGCAGCGAUGCCCACCUGGGGCUCGUGCCCACGUGGGCUUCCAUGGCCCACGUCAGAGACGGGGCCGAGAUGGAGCCGCUGUGCCGGCCUUCUUCCUGGGCCACUGGGAGCCGUGUCUGCAGCCCGGAGGGGCUGGGGUCUGCCUGCAGCAGCACCAGGGUCAGGAGCUGGCAGAGACGGCGCCCAUAGCCAGACCCCAGAUGCCAGCGCUCAGGGACCGCAGCCGCCCACCCUCACAGCCCCCAGCUUAACAGCUGGUGAGACGCUGACCAUGGGCUCGCCCUGUGCCCCCAGUCCUUAGAGGGCAGAGCUGCUCCUGUCCUAGUCUGUAAGUUCUGCAGGGCCAGCGCACACUGCCUGGGGGUGAUAGAGACAUGUCUGAUGAGGGGACGAAUAAAGAGCUUUUACUGAC
This is a messenger RNA of Dama dama (fallow deer), 1423 nucleotides long. RefSeq names its product cysteine rich DPF motif domain containing 1 (gene CDPF1). Bases 500 to 991 code for a protein of 163 amino acids. The transcript is spliced from 5 exons. NCBI's taxonomy places the organism in Eukaryota, Metazoa, Chordata, Mammalia, Artiodactyla, Cervidae. The record is from RefSeq and is a predicted model, not a curated record.